AUGGGAUACGAACACUUUGUCGUGAUCCUUGAUGUUUUUCGAAAACACGGCGGAGAAAUAAAAUGUUAUAUCUGUCAAAUAACUUCCAAGGCAGGAGACGAGAAAUACAAACAUUUAGAUAAACGAAUCCUAAUCAAAGGAGCCUCCGCACGACCAAACUUGUCACUAGAGAAAGUAUAUCUCGAGAAAGGAUACAUGGGUAAAAGAUCUUAUAUUCGUGUAAGCCAUGUUUUCGAGAUUCCCUCUUCGCUAUUGAAACCAACGAGAAGGAGCAAUCAGGAUCAGGUGUACUAUAAGAGGCUCUUGAAAGAGAGCUAUUAUCGGUUAAUGCAGGAAUUCGAUCUGAAGCCGGGUGUAUUCGAAGAUACGUGGUUUGUGAUUCAGUUUGGAGCAACGAUUCGCACUGAAGAUUCCGAACUACCACGGAACGGUGUCAGCAGUGGGGAGCUGGGAACACGACUUCUGGAUCGUGAAUCGUCUGUAUUUGCAUCAUCCAACGCGCCUAGUCAGGCCUUGAUAGCGCUUUCCUCGUCAACUUCUCAGCCAAUCUUCAACUUCUCGGAUCUUCAAUAUUUUACAAUUCUUUCGGCUCUUGAUACACCAUCUACGCACGCAUCGAUCUCCACAUUGCCGGUCAGGGGAUCAAUAACCGAGCAGAACAGUGACGGAAACGAGAAUUCUACAUCGCCUUGCCAACUUGAAGCAUCUGAGAUGGCUCUGCUAGAAUCACAGCCUGUACCAAACAACUCCUCAAACCCCACCAAAUCACCACCGAGCCCCCUCACACACCCUCCCAACUACACCAGUUCCGCCAUCCUCCCCCUCUCGAUCUCAAAAAAGCCCUCACCCUCCUCUCAACCCCCCUCUCCCGCUUCCCCCACUACCUUCUCAAAGCCAUCCUCUUCAUCGGCACCCAACCCUGGGGAAAAUUUUGUCUCUAUUCUCUCGUUCUGCUUGCAUGCUACUACACCGGAACACUUAAAUUUGGAUUCCUAG
This is a messenger RNA of Botrytis sinoallii, 996 nucleotides long. RefSeq lists its product as uncharacterized. The transcript has 2 exons. The record is from RefSeq and is a predicted model, not a curated record. The coding region runs from base 1 to 996 and encodes 331 amino acids. NCBI's taxonomy places the organism in Eukaryota, Fungi, Ascomycota, Leotiomycetes, Helotiales, Sclerotiniaceae.